Rhagoletis zephyria (snowberry fruit fly) is the source of this 824-nucleotide messenger RNA. Its product is annotated as xaa-Pro aminopeptidase 1-like. NCBI's taxonomy places the organism in Eukaryota, Metazoa, Arthropoda, Insecta, Diptera, Tephritidae. The record is from RefSeq and is a predicted model, not a curated record.
AUGGCGCUUUCCAUACUUGUAAGCCUAUACAAUGGGUUUUUAAACUUGCGUGGAUCAGAUAUUGAUUAUAAUCCCAUAUUUUUCGCGUAUUUGAUUAUUGAUUUCAAUAGUAUUAAACUAUUCAUUGACAAAUCAAAACUUCCAGAAAACUUUGAAAAUUAUCAAAAGCAAAAUGGUGUCGCCAUUCAUGUUCAACCAUAUGACUGUAUUGGAAGCGAAUUACAGGCUUCAAUAAGUAUAUUAUCAAGUGGAAAAAUAUGGAUUUCUCCUAACUCAAGCUAUUUCUUAUGUUCCAAGAUACCUAAAAAAUUAAGAAUACAAGAAAUUACACCUAUAGCUAUCAACAAAGCGAUUAAAAAUAAAAGUGAAAUUGAUGGAUUUAUUAACUGUCAUAUUCGUGAUGGAGUUGCACUUUGUAAAUAUUUCGCUUGGCUGGAACAUGCUAUUCAAAAUGGCGAAAACAUAAGUGAACUAUCUGGAGCUACAAAACUUGAAGCCUUUCGAUCUAAAAAUAAAUACUUUAUGGGGUUAAGCUUUCCAACUAUAAAUGCGAGUGGACCUAAUGGUUCCAUAAUACAUUACCAUCCAACUGAGAAUACCAAUCGUUCCAUAACAAAUAAUGAAAUUUAUUUAUGUGAUUCCGGUGCCCAGUAUUUGUAAGUAGAUGUAUACUCGUUUACAAACAUCGAUAUGAUUUCAGUAUUUUUGACAGAAGAUAAUACAGAUUUAUGCACAAGGGUUUUACAGAAUUAGCCCUAUUCUCCAAUCUCUUAAAAGAUUAAGAAUAUAUAACAACAUUUUCAACAAAAAUGAGUUUGGAGUUU